GUGACAUCCAGAUAAUGACUGCUUUGAAGAAGGUAAGAAGUUUUCCUUUGCUUCAAUCCUUUGGAAUCACAGAAGAGAUACAGAUAAAGGAGGAGGAAUGCAAUACUACAUUCACAUAAUCUGUUGAUGAAAUACUUUCCACUACAGCAGUUUUCAAGGCUUCUCUAUCCAACAUAUAGAAGUGGGAGUUUUUGCUGCUCAUUUAUCCCACCUGUCUUGGACUCCUCUCUCAGGACAGACUAAACCACUUUCUCAAAAGUGCCUAAAGACAGAUGAAUUCCAUCCUCUGGGUCAAGGAACAUGAAUUUGUGUUGUAAAGUGAUGUCCCUCAUCAGGCAUAAUAAAAAAACUGAAAAGGCAAGUCAGCCACAGGAUGCAAUCAGAGGAACAAAGGGACCUGAAUGCAAAAAGAGACAAGUAAUCUCAGAAUGAAUCAGGAAAUUUGGAGAGCGACCUCAACCGAAACGGCUCACCAGGGAAGCAAUGCGAAAUUACCUAAAGGAGCGAGGUGAUCAAACAGUGCUAAUACUCCAUGCGAAAGUUGCGCAGAAAUCAUAUGGAAAUGAAAAAAGGUUCUUUUGCCCUCCUCCAUGUGUGUACCUUAUGGGCAGUGGAUGGAAGAAAAAAAAAGAGCAAAUGGAACGGGAUGGUUGCACUGAGCAAGAGUCACAACCUUGCGCCUUCAUUGGAAUAGGAAACAGCGACCAAGAAAUGCAGCAGCUGAACUUGGAAGGAAAGAAUUAUUGCACUGCCAAAACAUUAUACAUAUCAGACUCAGACAAGAGAAAGCACUUCAUGUUAUCGGUUAAAAUGUUUUAUGGCAAUAGUGAUGACAUCGGUGUGUUCCUCAGUAAACGGAUCAAAGUAAUCUCCAAACCUUCUAAAAAGAAACAGUCGCUGAAAAAUGCAGACUUAUGUAUUGCAUCAGGGACAAAAGUGGCACUAUUUAAUAGACUUCGAUCCCAAACAGUUAGCACGAGAUAUUUGCACGUAGAAGGUGGUAAUUUCCAUGCCAGCUCACAACAGUGGGGAGCAUUUUACAUUCACCUCUUGGAUGAUGAUGAAUCGGAAGGAGAAGAAUUCACAGUGAGAGAUGGCUACAUUCAUUAUGGGCAGACUGUCAAACUUGUGUGCUCGGUUACUGGCAUGGCACUCCCAAGACUGAUAAUUCGAAAAGUAGAUAAACAAACAGCGUUAUUGGAUGCAGAUGAUCCAGUAUCGCAGCUCCAUAAAUGUGCAUUUUACCUUAAAGACACUGAGAGAAUGUAUUUGUGCCUUUCCCAGGAGAGAAUAAUCCAGUUUCAAGCCACUCCAUGCCCCAAAGAACCAAAUAAAGAAAUGAUUAAUGAUGGAGCUUCUUGGACAAUCAUUAGCACAGAUAAAGCAGAAUACACAUUUUAUGAGGGGAUGGGACCGGUCCAUGCUCCAGUGACACCUGUGCCUGUUGUAGAAAGUCUUCAGUUGAAUGGUGGCGGGGAUGUAGCAAUGUUGGAACUUACAGGACAGAACUUCACUCCAAAUUUACGUGUCUGGUUUGGGGAUGUGGAAGCUGAAACCAUGUACAGAUGCGCAGAGAGCAUGUUAUGUGUUGUACCAGACAUUUCUGCAUUUCGAGAGGGUUGGAGGUGGGUCCGUCAGCCAGUCCAGGUUCCAGUAACUUUGGUCCGUAAUGAUGGCAUCAUUUACUCCACCAGCCUUACCUUUACAUACACACCGGAACCAGGGCCACGACCACACUGCAGUGCUGCUGGAGCAAUCCUCAGAGCCAACUCAAGCCUUAUGGCUUCCAGUGAAACAAAUACAAACAGCGAGGGAAGUUACACAAACGUCAGCACAAAUCCAACCAAUGUCACAUCAUCCACAGCAACUGUAGUUUCCUAACUACUGUUGUUUGCCUGGACUUUUAACUGACUUUCAAGUGCUACAUUCAAGAGAACUGAACAAUUUUUGUGGUUUCAUGGGAAAACACCUUUUACUUUUAGGUGAUACUAUUUGAACCUUGUUACCUGCAAGUGCUGAUCCUUAAAUAUAGAAGCCACAAUAAAAACAAACAAAAACCCACACACAAAAAAAAAACCAACAAAAAAAAUACAAAAACAUCCGAAACAUAAGAACUUUAUUGAAAAUCUAUUUUUCAGCUGUGUUUUUUUUAAUGGGCAAGAAACAAAAAAUGUGGCUGGGAUACAUGUUGAGCAAACUAGGAAACAUGAAUACAACAUAGUUUUUAUGGACCAAGGAACUUGUAUAAGCUUUAGUAUAAAAGGUACAUUUUCACCAUACCUUUUUUGUAUCACAACAUAUAGUACACUUUUGUUACCAAAUAGUUUAUAUUUUUUUUUCCUCUGAGCUUUUGCUCUGAAGUAUAUUCAGGUUCCAAGCCUGACCAUGCUUGUAUAAUCUAAUUACCAUACUCUUCCAGUUUUAAAAAAAUAUAUAUAUUUUUGGUCUGUGGCUGGAACUGUUCCUUUUUUUAAACUGAAGUCUUGUGACUUUUUAUGAACUGAAAUUGUUUUUAUUUCAGCAAGUAGAACCUUGUAAAGGCCAGCAUAUUUUUUUUAAGAUUAUAUGAAGUCUGUGCAAAAGCUUUAAAAAAAAUGCCUCUGCCUUGCCUGCAAUACAUGCAAUGUAUGUUAACUUUAGUGCUCUGUUUUCAGUCAUUGUUAAUAGUUAUUUCUGUUUUUCUUUUUUAAAUAUGUAUUUAUAGUGAUAAUUCAUGAGGUUCUAACAUUACCUGAGGUUUUUUUAAAGUGGCAUCUCAAGCAGUCAUAUUAAUGAUUGUUCAUGUCACAAGCAUACGUUGGUGUUUCUGAAGGGUUGUUACUGGGUUACUCCCCUCUUCCUUGUUCAGUCAUAUUACAUCUGAAAAUGUUUCAGGAUCUGUUCAGGUUUUUCUAAUCUUGUACAUAAUUUGUAUUAAGUGUAAGUUAAAUGUUUUAUUUCAAAAAUGGAAUGUUCCCAAUAACUUCAUUUGGCAGCAUGUCUUCUGUCUUGUUGGCAUGUAACUAAAGUACCAUGAGAAGUGUGUGCUACAAAUGGGAUUGGUAGGUGAUGCCCUUCAUCACUUAAGAAUCACAACAAGCAUGUUUUUCUUCAUACUGUUCAGUAAAUUAGGCCAGACUUUGGUGUAACACUUGUAUUGAGAACGUGCUUUCAUUGUGAAGUGAUCAUACCAUAAUAACUAGAAGUAAAUUUUAUUACUUAGAAAUGGGCAAAUAGAAAAUUGUAAAAGCACUAUGAAGAUGUCAGCUCUUCCCAUCCUUAUUUCCUGUGGGUUUCUCUCUCCCUGCCAACAGCUUGUGCAACAUUCAAGUCUUCUCUCCAUCAUAAAUUCAAGGCUCAUUUGCACUUUGACUUCGUUGGUUGUUGCAUUUGUUUUUCAUUUUGACUCUGCCAUGUUUUGUCUCUCCUUGUAGACCUGCCUGCUUCAUUUGUAUUGGAAAGUAUACCCCAGUAGUUCCUUUGUAGUCACAGAACUAGGCAUAGACUCAUAGGACAAGUUCUGAUAGUGGGAUCUUCCUCUUUAAAAGCCAAAAUACAAAUUUUAUGGUGUGUUCAGCCUCUUCUAUACCCCGAAGUAAGAGUCAGAACUGCUGUGUAAAUGUGAACCUGUGGCUUCCUACAGUGCAUUGCUUACAAGCUUAUCUGUUGACAGUUUUCAUAGGGUUUUUAUUUCUGACCACUUAUUCCAGUUCAGAGACCCACCACCAUUUUGAAGCAUUGUCUCUGCACCAUAUUUGUGUACUUUGAUGCUCCAUUCUACUUGUUUGCUUUAGUGCUCCGUGGCAUAUGUGGAAACAAUGUAGUUAAAGGAAGAAAUUGGUUAUAAAGCAUAUUUAGCCAAUAGUAGAAUCGGUGCCACUGUCCUUCUAAAAUGUGCUUGUAUUCUACCACAGGCCUUCAUACUUACUCCCAUGACAUAGUCACAAUGCUGGUUCUUAACACUAGUGAAUACUGCCUCACCUCAUAUCCGUUCCAGUGACCAAGGGCAGAAUUCAUUGUGGCCUUAUCUCUGUGUUAAACUGUUUACUGGCAUUUACUUGCAAAUCUGUUUACCUUUGUAUGUGCUAUAAAAUUUUGUUUUAAUUGUGUGUGGCAGGAAUCAUUUCACAGUGUUUUUAUUAGAAACACAUAAGUAUCUUACAGUACGGCUUAAUUCAAAAGCCACGGAUUUUCAUCACUAAUUAGACUGAGAAUUAAAAUAAGCGAUAUAUUUAUCAGAUUUAGAGGGUAUUCAAGAACAAACUAUGAUAUACACAGAGUAGGCAAACCAUAACAAGCCUUUUAACCUUCAAAGACUAUUUAAAAUAGCUUUUCAGAACUUGACACACGCUUUUAUACUCAUUGUUUUAAAAUUUUUACAUAUAAAUGCAAUACUUUUUAUAUUCAGUUUCUUUACUUGCAGUGACUUUGCCCAAUAGGUAAAUAUUCCUUGACUUGUAAAGAACAUAACGACUUAGCCUGAUUUCUGCUGUUCUACACACUACAGCCAAGCGGGUGAGAAGAAGAGACUAUUAAGUUCUGCUUACAAGAUCAUUUUAAUAACACCAUUUUUCCCUUGGGCUUGUGGCUCCAUUGUUGCCAGUAGUUAUUCUAUAGUACAGAAAUGGUCUUCCAGGUUCUUACUGUGUUUAAGAUGUCCAGUUGUUCAGAUACAUUAUCUUCCUGAACUUUUUCCUGUGGGGUGAUACUGUUACAUUUAUUGGCCUUGUGAGCUGUUAAUCAAUUUCCAUUAUAUUAACAAUAUCUCAAGAUUUUGAUAAAACUACUUCUAGUACGUUUCAGUAUGAAGCUGUUAGCUGUUCAAGUCUAGCUGUUAAGUCUGCUGUUAAUUCUAUAUACAUAGAGAUUGUGUUCAGAAUGUUGUUAUAUUUCCAACUGUAGGAAGAAAAAGCAGAUUAAGUGCUCUAAUUUAUCUAUGCCUUCUUUUGUUUUCAUUUGUUUGGAACUGCAUUUCAGAGUUCAACACUAGCAUAAACUUUAAUAAUCUGCUGCUGAUGUUUUUCCAAAUUAUUUGCCCUGAGGGUAUCCCACAACUGUGUCAAUAAUGGUAUUCUGUACUACUUCUAUUGCACAGACUUGUAAGAUCAGAAUGGUUACCUGAAAAGACAUGAACUCAAGACAUAAAUCAGCAAAUUCCCCAUAUACAGAACAUCAAUGCCAAGUGGAACAAAUUGUCUAUUGGAAGCUACCCACUUGUAGAUUAAAUGACUCCAUAGAGGUGUCCAACUUGAAACUAAGAUGCUCUUCAAUUAUUAACCAUAUUAUUUACUUUCUUUCAAAAGCAGCUGUUUAUGAGUACUGAACAAAUGUUUAUACUUUCCUGUGCCAGACUUUUGACUUUGUUUUCAAGCACUGUACUGUGGGAUUGAGUGGCAGCUUUGUUAGAAAAAGAAGUAUAUUAGGGUUUCUACUUAACCCUUUUAGGACUGAACAAUUUCUUCCCUUUAGAAGCUGUAAAAUAAAUGAGCAGUUCUAACUUUGUAAACAUUCUUUCUGUGUUCAGCACUGCAUUUGCCCCAUCUGGAGGUGCUAUGCUAAUGUAGUUUUUUUUUAAAUCCUGUAGCAUGUGUAUACAUUCAGUCUUAAAAGGGUUAUUUUUACAAACUGUGCACCUGUAAAGUUUCUUAGCAAUAAGGUAGAAAAAUGAGCAAGUUUUUACCAUAAUUUUGUAGAAUUAAUUGCUCAGUUCCAUAUUUCAUCAAGAAAAACCCUGCAAUAUGGGCAGUUUUGAGGUUUAAAUAAAAGUGAAAUGUAAACCACAUAAAAGUGUUUUUUGUCAAGUGUACUCUGUGUGUGUAUGUGCAUUAUGCUGUCGGCUUGCAAUUUUUUCUACAAGGCUAAAGAUAAAAUGCCAUGUUACUGUUGAUGUGACAAACGUAAUUGAACAUCUGUAUGAUGAUAUAAAAGUAGUUAUGAUUUGA
Molecule: messenger RNA, 5921 nt
Organism: Falco peregrinus (peregrine falcon)
Lineage: Eukaryota; Metazoa; Chordata; Aves; Falconiformes; Falconidae
Gene: RBPJ
Product: recombination signal binding protein for immunoglobulin kappa J region
Exons: 12
Coding region: 484-1881 (465 amino acids)
Biological process (GO): Notch signaling pathway; regulation of transcription by RNA polymerase II
Cellular component (GO): MAML1-RBP-Jkappa- ICN1 complex; nucleus
Molecular function (GO): RNA polymerase II cis-regulatory region sequence-specific DNA binding; DNA-binding transcription activator activity, RNA polymerase II-specific
Source: RefSeq, a predicted model, not a curated record